AUGCCUCUUCCAGUUCUCGUGGCUGAUGGGCGCAAUCCGGGCGAAGAUGACAUCUACAUGCCGCUUGGGCUGGAUGAGCGGAUGAAGGGGAAGAUUUUGCAAGUCCUCGCCUCCAUCGACGACCGCAAGGUAUCGGGAUUGCGCGUAGGGGGACGACGACUUCGAGUAGAGAUAGAAGGGGUUUGUGUAAUUGGAAAUAUCUUUCACCUCUCUGUCAUCCUCGCCAAGGACAUUAGAAAGGACUUUUUUGUGAGUUACGACAAGAAAGUGAGGGACGCAAUCAUUCUGAACGGCUACAACGUGGCUACCAUUUACUCCACUUGGGAUCCAGACCGGUCGACCUGCGUUGGCUGCGCCGUGCUGAGUCGCUCAUGGAGCGCACACAUACUGCGGUGCCUACAGUCUGUAACCAGUGCUCCCAACGGCACUGAUGGAAUGGGACGGCGGACAGUCCCACACCGGCUCCAUAUGAAGCAGAGCUUUCGCUUGCAGAAGUGA
Aspergillus pseudoviridinutans is the source of this 498-nucleotide messenger RNA. RefSeq lists its product as uncharacterized. The record is from RefSeq and is a predicted model, not a curated record. Lineage: Eukaryota; Fungi; Ascomycota; Eurotiomycetes; Eurotiales; Aspergillaceae. Bases 1 to 498 code for a protein of 165 amino acids. The transcript has 2 exons.